Molecule: messenger RNA, 1311 nt
Organism: Misgurnus anguillicaudatus (oriental weatherfish)
Lineage: Eukaryota; Metazoa; Chordata; Actinopteri; Cypriniformes; Cobitidae
Gene: hoga1
Product: 4-hydroxy-2-oxoglutarate aldolase 1
Biological process (GO): glyoxylate catabolic process
Cellular component (GO): mitochondrion
Molecular function (GO): 4-hydroxy-tetrahydrodipicolinate synthase activity; (R,S)-4-hydroxy-2-oxoglutarate aldolase activity
Source: RefSeq, a predicted model, not a curated record
GAGCACGCUCCUCCUGUUAUCAUAACGAAAGCACGGACGCGGCUCUCUCAUAGGGCUCUCUGCUAAAAUAAAUCAUAAUCUAACUUACUUCGAUAGUUUGCUUAAUAGACACGCGAUGUUUAUUGAGCUGUGACACUAUUUUUUUAUUUUAAUCGACUUUAUACAGCUUGUGUUAAGUUAUUUGGACUUCUGCAGCAGGCGAAUAACAACCAUGUUUGCAAUCCGAAAAGUCAGUCAUCUAUGCCGAAGAUCAGCAGUUUUCCCAUGGAGAGGUGUGAGUCAAAAAGCUGUACAGAGACUGGACAUCAGUGGGAUUUACCCUCCUAUUGCCACUCCAUUUACUCACAGUGAAGAUGUGGACUAUCAAAGACUCAAUGACAAUCUUAAGAAAUAUGCUAACAUACCUUUCAGAGGUCUUGUAGUACAGGGCUCAAAUGGGGAAUAUCCAUACCUGUCACCUGAGGAAAGGGUUGAGGUGGUGAGGAAAGUAAAACAGGCCUUGCCAAAAGACAAGUUAGUCAUGGCUGGAUCUGGCUGUGAAUCCACCAGAGCUACGAUCCAAAUGAGCCAAAAAAUGUCAGAUGCAGGGGCUGACUGUGUGUUAGUGGUAACACCAUGUUUUUACCGCGGUCGAAUGGACAGCCGUGCUCUUAUAAGCCAUUUCACUCAGGUGGCAGAUUCCAGUUCAGUUCCAGUUGUUUUAUAUAGUGUACCAGCAAACACUGGUCUCGACCUGCCUGUGGAUGCAAUUAUUCAACUUUCCCAGCAUCCAAAUAUUGUCGGCCUCAAAGACAGUGGUGGAGAUAUCACAAGAAUAGCUCUGAUUGUGCACAAAACCAGAUCACAGGAUUUCCAGGUGCUUGCAGGAUCAGCUGGGUUUCUCAUGGCUGCAUACUCUGUAGGGGCGGUGGGAGGCGUGUGCGCCCUAGCAAAUGUGCUGGGUCAGCAGGUGUGCGAGCUGGCACAGCUGUGCGUUUCAGGACGCUGGGACGAGGCCAGAGAGCUCCAGUAUCGCCUCAUCGAACCCAACACAGCAGUAACUCGACAGUAUGGUGUGCCGGCUUUGAAACAAGCCAUGGAGUGGUUUGGAUAUCAUGGUGGUGUGUGUCGGUCCCCCCUACAGCCUUUAUCACAGACAGAUUUAGAAAUGCUUCGAGUAAAAUUCACCUCUAAUGGUUGGUUAGAAAUAUAGGGCAACAAAAUUUAAAUAAAACUAUAGGACCAAUAACUUAAAAUUAAAUUUCAAUGUUUAAUUUUUUUUGUGCUGUGUGCUCAUGUAUGAAUCAUUUACAAUAAGAUAUUUGUUAUUAU